AUGAACAACAAUAACAGCCACUCCAGCGAGGUCAAUUCGGCCGUUGCCACCGACCUGCCUCAUCGGCCUGCGCCGACUGCUCGUUCGGGAAUCCCAGGUUCGGAACGACGCCGGUCCGCCGCCGGGUCCAACUCAAUCCUGAACAACAGCAAUGGCAGCGCUAGUGAGUCGGUGUCUGGUGAAUCCCCGCUCGCCCCUCACGACUACCGCUCUUCGUUCAGCCCCAAUGCAUUGCGCACCUCUAGUUCCUCCAGUCUGGGAGGCAGUCCAAUCAUUGCCAUGGGGGACCCGCAUCACCAGCGGGCACCCUCGUUGGGGGAACUCCAUCAGGAACUAGAGCAAGAGCAGGAAGCACAAGUGAAUCGACUGCUGCAUAUGAUCCGAAGCCAGCAGAGCCAACUGCACCAACUCCAACAGCAACAUCAACAGUCUCACGCCUCAUCCGGCACGGCAGUGGUCGACGAUGCCAGCACUCCGUCGGAGCGCAUGGUCCCCUUCCCCCCGGUUCCUCAACACCCCGCCCCCGGCAGUCGGACGUCGACCCAAUUAGCUUCGUCUUUGUCAAGUCGGCGGCCCUCCCGGCCCUCCAGUCAAGCCGGGUCACCCAGCCUGCGACCCCGGGCUGAUUCGUCACGCGGCCCGGAGGGACUGGAGUGGACGGGGGGUAUCGGCGAAAGUCCUGCCCGGCGGGGAAGCAGAGAUGAAGGCGCCCUCUAUCAGGCCGAGGCAGCGAUGCUGGCCCGGGAGAAUCAGAUGCUGCGGCAGCGCAUUCGCGAGUUGGAACGCCAAGUCAGUGAAUUCACACUUGGUGCCCAACCGAGUGAAAGUUCCGCAACUCCUAGCAGCCACGGCACCGACAAUGCCGGAGGCCAGGAGCCCGCGGGACGGGGAUCGGCAAGCGACUUGUCGGACAAGACCUGA
This is a messenger RNA of Aspergillus homomorphus CBS 101889, 921 nucleotides long. RefSeq lists its product as uncharacterized. The transcript is spliced from 3 exons. Lineage: Eukaryota; Fungi; Ascomycota; Eurotiomycetes; Eurotiales; Aspergillaceae. Bases 1 to 921 code for a protein of 306 amino acids. The record is from RefSeq and is a predicted model, not a curated record.